CUCGUGUGCGCCUUCUGGAUCCCGGACUCGCGCGGGAUGCCCCACGUCAUCCGGAUCGGAGGAAUCUUCGAGUAUGCCGACGGCCCCAACGCCCAGGUCAUGAACGCCGAGGAGCACGCCUUUCGAUUUUCUGCCAACAUCAUCAACAGGAACAGGACUCUGCUGCCCAACACGACCUUGACCUAUGAUAUCCAGAGGAUUCACUUCCACGACAGCUUCGAGGCCACUAAGAAGGCCUGUGACCAGCUGGCCCUGGGCGUGGUGGCCAUCUUCGGGCCCUCGCAGGGCUCCUGCACCAACGCCGUCCAGUCCAUCUGCAACGCCCUGGAGGUACCCCACAUCCAGCUGCGCUGGAAGCACCACCCACUGGACAACAAGGACACCUUCUACGUGAACCUCUACCCUGACUACGCCUCCCUCAGCCACGCCAUCCUCGACCUGGUGCAGUACCUGAAGUGGCGGUCGGCCACCGUGGUCUAUGACGACAGCACAGGGCUCAUCCGGCUGCAGGAGCUCAUCAUGGCCCCAUCGAGAUACAACAUCCGCCUGAAGAUCCGCCAGCUGCCCAUCGACUCCGACGACUCCCGGCCGCUGCUCAAGGAGAUGAAGCGUGGCCGGGAGUUCCGUAUCAUCUUCGACUGCAGCCACGCCAUGGCAGCCCAGAUCCUCAAGCAGGCCAUGGCCAUGGGCAUGAUGACCGAAUACUACCACUUCAUCUUCACCACCCUGGACCUGUACGCGUUAGACCUGGAGCCCUACCGCUACUCAGGGGUGAACCUGACGGGCUUCCGCAUCCUCAACGUGGACAACCCGCAUGUGUCGGCCAUUGUGGAGAAGUGGUCCAUGGAGCGGCUGCAGGCGGCUCCCCGGGCCGAGUCCGGCCUGCUGGACGGAGUGAUGAUGACCGACGCGGCCUUACUGUACGACGCUGUGCACAUCGUGUCUGUGUGCUACCAGCGGGCGCCCCAGAUGACCGUGAACUCCCUGCAGUGCCACCGGCACAAGGCCUGGCGCUUCGGCGGCCGCUUCAUGAACUUCAUCAAGGAGGCUCAAUGGGAAGGAUUAACUGGACGGAUUGUUUUCAACAAAACCAGUGGCUUGCGGACAGAUUUCGAUCUGGACAUCAUCAGCCUGAAGGAGGACGGCCUGGAGAAGGUUGGAGUGUGGAGUCCCGCUGAUGGGCUCAACAUCACAGAGGUUGCCAAAGGCCGAGGCCCCAACGUCACCGACUCGCUGACGAACAGGUCACUCAUCGUCACCACAGUGCUGGAGGAGCCCUUUGUCAUGUUCCGGAAGUCCGACAGGACCCUGUACGGGAACGACCGGUUCGAGGGCUACUGCAUCGACCUGCUCAAGGAACUGGCCCACAUCCUGGGCUUCUCCUACGAGAUCCGGCUGGUGGAAGACGGCAAGUACGGGGCGCAGGAUGACAAGGGCCAGUGGAACGGCCUCGUGAAGGAGCUCAUCGACCACAAGGCAGACCUGGCCGUGGCACCCCUGACCAUCACGCAUGUCCGCGAGAAGGCCAUCGAUUUCUCCAAGCCCUUCAUGACGCUCGGCGUGAGCAUCCUGUACCGCAAGCCCAAUGGCACCAACCCCAGUGUCUUCUCCUUCCUCAACCCUCUGUCCCCCGACAUCUGGAUGUAUGUGCUCCUGGCCUACCUGGGUGUCAGCUGUGUCCUCUUUGUCAUCGCCAGGUUCAGCCCCUACGAGUGGUACGACGCCCACCCCUGCAACCCCGGCUCUGAGGUGGUGGAAAAUAACUUCACUCUGCUCAACAGCUUCUGGUUCGGCAUGGGGAGCCUGAUGCAGCAAGGGUCUGAGCUGAUGCCCAAAGCUCUGUCCACGCGCAUCAUCGGCGGCAUCUGGUGGUUCUUCACGCUCAUCAUCAUCUCCUCCUACACGGCCAACCUGGCCGCCUUCCUGACUGUCGAGCGCAUGGAAUCGCCCAUCGACUCCGCCGACGACCUGGCCAAGCAAACCAAAAUCGAGUAUGGGGCUGUCAAGGACGGAGCCACCAUGACCUUCUUCAAGAAAUCCAAGAUCUCCACCUUCGAGAAGAUGUGGGCCUUCAUGAGCAGCAAGCCCUCGGCGCUGGUGAAGAACAACGAGGAGGGCAUCCAGAGGACGCUGACGGCGGACUACGCGCUGCUCAUGGAGUCCACGACCAUCGAGUACGUCACCCAGAGGAACUGCAACCUCACCCAGAUCGGGGGCCUCAUCGACUCCAAGGGCUACGGCAUCGGCACGCCCAUGGGCUCCCCGUACCGGGACAAGAUCACCAUCGCCAUCCUGCAGCUGCAGGAGGAGGACAAGCUGCACAUCAUGAAGGAGAAGUGGUGGCGAGGCAGCGGCUGCCCUGAGGAGGAGAACAAGGAGGCCAGCGCCCUGGGCAUUCAGAAGAUCGGGGGCAUCUUCAUCGUCCUGGCUGCGGGGCUGGUGCUGUCCGUGCUGGUGGCCGUGGGCGAGUUCGUGUACAAGCUCCGCAAGACGGCGGAACGAGAGCAGCGCUCCUUCUGCAGCACUGUGGCCGACGAGAUCCGUUUCUCCCUCACCUGCCAGCGCCGGGUCAAGCACAAGCCACAGCCCCCCAUGAUGGUCAAGACGGACGCCGUCAUCAACAUGCACACGUUCAACGACCGCCGGCUCCCGGGCAAGGACAGCGUGGCCUGCAGCACACCGUUAGCCCCUGUGUUCCCCUAGGUCACGGGAGGUGGGCAGUGCAGGCCUGGAGCCAGCAGGGGAAGUGGAAAUGGGAAGAAGGGCCCCUAGCCCCAUGCUGGGCUUGGGGACCAGAGCUGCUGCCUGCCUGCUGGGCCAGGAGCCCUCUGCCCUUACCUGCCAGCAGACCAGCAGGCCUCGGGCCCACUGCUCGGCUUCAUCCUUCUCCUGUCUCUUCCAUGGGUCUCCAAAGCUGCCGGCCGCGAUACCAAGCCCAAAGGAAGCACAGGCCUCUCUCGGGCCACACUCACCGCCCCUCAGCUCUCCUCUAGAGUUGAACAUCUCUGUCGUGGCCCUGCAGAGGCCACAGGCGAUGGGAGACAGCUCUUCCAUUGCUGUUCCCUCUCCAGGAGCCCCAGUCUCUGAGGGCCGACUGCGAGGUCAGACACAGCCCUCGGCGCCUUAAGGAUGUUCUAGGGUGACUGUCGACAGGAGCUAAAGAUUAGGGCUGGCCGUCCCAUAUGCCUGGGCAGAAGGAAGACUGUCCACCAGGGUCUGUUCUUGUGGUCCUGGUCUUCUGGACACACAUCACCCAUGGCAACCCCUGUCUUGGCCAGGUUAAAAGGGUGUGGGGUGUGGGUGAGAAGAGAAUGCAAGAAUAGAGGCAGCCAUCGGGGUUCUUAUGUACAAUGUCCCAGGGUCUCCCUCUCCUCUUGGAGGUCUCUAGGAAUGUGUGAGGGGGUGAUCACAGCAGGUCUUUCUCCACUUUAUGGCCAGAGGAGAGAGGACACCCUGACUCUCUCAUGGAGGAUGCCUAGAGAUUCAGCUGAUACCUGAAGCUCAGCAGAGGAACAGUGGAUUCCAGAGAAAUCCCACAGCCCUUGUGCUUUCGCUGGUCAGCAGUGACUCUCAGAACCCUGCUGGCGUGUGGGAACCUGGGCCAUCUACCAUCUGCUUAUCAGCGACUCCCCGUGUAUCUGGCAAUUGGCCUAGUCUCCCGAGUCAUCUCAGAAGGAGAAGAAUAGCCUGGGUUGAAGCGAAAGUCAAGUCACCCCUUCCCAAAAGAAGGGUCGGCGUCCCUCUGCACAGGCUAACUUGGGGAGGUAGGGGAAGCCAGAGGGGACCCAGAGAACUGGACUCCUGGACUUGCCAAACGUAGACGUUGCUCCAGAAAAUGAGAGCUUCAACAUCACCGGCGGAGGCUCCAAGGGUGGGAGGAAGAAGCUGCCUCCUGGAGAAUUAACCAAAGACCCCACACAGACCAAGGCCAUUCUCCUGUCCAGAGCAGCUGUGACCUUGUGGGGCCUGGGGAAGGCAGCAGAGAGGGUAGUGGUCAGCGUGCACAGGGAGGGUAGACCAGAAGACUGUGGGUUCCAGCUCACUCUGAUGGAUGCUCUAGUGGCCUGUGACUUUAAGAUUCUUAGACAAGAAUGAAGAGUUAGGCACAAAGUGUCCUUAAUGAGAGCGUGAUGGGCCAGCAGACUUCCUGUGACCGCAGACAAGGGGCAGUCUUUAAGCAGGGCUAGGAGGACAAGAGCUCCUGGACAGGGAGCUGGGGGCUCCCUCCACUCCCACCUCUGUCCUGCCACUGCUCGGGCAGCCCAGUCAGGGGAGAGCUGCAUUUGGCUCUCUAGGCCUUCUAGGCUGGGGCGAAGAGUAAUCUCUAGCAGAAGGGGGAGGCCCCAGUGGGCUCCUGUGAUCACACUGCCCUCCCCCACACAGCGGGCUGCAGGCCCAGAGCAGCUGGUCUCCACAUCACAGCAGCUCUGCCUGGCCUUGUAUGCAGUGGAGGCCGAGGAGGGUCUGACGUCCGCAGAGCCCAGUGCAGUAAGGGUAGGAAAAGCCAUGCCGCCGUGAGCUCCAGGUACACGGCGUGCGUGUAUUUGUCUCUGCAUGUGUGAGCUUCCGGGGCUGGGGCGGGAGACAGAUCUGGACAUAUGACAAAGUCCAGGGCAUGCAAUAAGAGGUGAAUUCUUUAGGAUCUGAUGUGUGUGUGUGUGUGUGUGUGUGUGUG
Molecule: messenger RNA, 4675 nt
Organism: Tupaia belangeri chinensis (Chinese tree shrew)
Lineage: Eukaryota; Metazoa; Chordata; Mammalia; Scandentia; Tupaiidae
Gene: GRIK3
Product: glutamate ionotropic receptor kainate type subunit 3
Exons: 16
Coding region: 37-2703 (888 amino acids)
Biological process (GO): monoatomic ion transport
Cellular component (GO): membrane
Molecular function (GO): signaling receptor activity; ligand-gated monoatomic ion channel activity
Source: RefSeq, a predicted model, not a curated record